GGGGGGUUUAUCGAAAACAAAUCAUGAACAUAUACGAAUACAGAUACUGUGUAUGUACAUACACAGUUUAUACGUCAACGCGAAUACACAAUCCAUCCAACUUCCUGCCUGAUCUACGUCGUACUCUCUCUCUCUCUCUCUCUCUCUCUCUCUCUAGAAUCUUCUUCGGUCAUAGCAAAAACAUAGCUCUCGAAGCUUGAAUCCAGUACCAGUAGUGCGCUCGCUCGCCCUCUCUCUCGAACUUGAUAAGACUGUUCGGUUGCUGAUUUGAGAAAUGGAGGAACUUCAGGAGCUGCAAAAUCAGUCAGAUGGUCAAGAUGCUGAAAGUGAAAUUGUUGCUGAAAGUGCUUCGUUUGUUAAUGGAGAACUUCGUCAAGACGGUAGCGGCCCCCCAAAAGUGGAUUCUGAAGUCGAAGUUCUUCAUGAGAAAGUCACUAAGCAAAUUAUUAAGGAAGGUCAUGGUCAAAAGCCAUCCAAAUACUCGACAUGCUUUGUGCACUAUAGAGCGUGGACUGAAAGCACCCAACACAAAUUUGAAGAUACAUGGCAGGAACAACGUCCACUGGAGUUGGUUUUAGGAAAAGAGAAAAGAGAAAUGACAGGACUAGGCAUUGGUGUAUACAGCAUGAAAUCUGGUGAACGUGCACUACUACAUGUUCAUUCGGAACUGGGCUAUGGUAAAGAAGGAAACUUUUCUUUCCCAAAUGUUCCACCCAUGGCAAAUAUUUUAUAUGAAGUGGAGCUCAUUGGUUUUGAUGAGACUCAAGAAGGGAAAGCUCGUAGUGACAUGACAGUAGAGGAGAGGAUUAGUGCUGCUGAUAGAAGAAAGAUGGAUGGAAAUGCUUUCUUCAAAGAGGAAAAACUGGAGGAGGCUAUGCAACAAUAUGAAAUGGCCAUAGCAUAUAUGGGAGAUGACUUCAUGUUCCAAUUGUUCGAUAAAUACAGAGAUAUGGCUUUGGCUGUGAAGAAUCCCUGUCACCUUAACAUGGCAGCUUGCCUGAUAAAACUCAAACGCUAUGAAGAAGCAAUCGCUCAAUGCAGCAUCGUGUUGGUGGAGGACGAAAACAAUGUCAAAGCACUGUUCAGAAGAGGAAAAGCUAGAGCGGAACUUGGGCAAACAGAUGCUGCCAGAGAAGACUUUACCAAGGCAAGGAAAUUUGCUCCAGAGGACAAAGCAAUUCCAAGGGAGUUGCGUUUGCUCGCUGAACAUGACAAGGCCGUUUAUCAGAAGCAGAAAGAGCUGUACAAAGGAUUGUUUGGACCAAGACCUGAGCCUAAACCCAAGCCAACUAAUUGGCUGAUAUUGAUUUGGCAAUGGCUGCUUUCACUAUUCUAUCGCGUUUUCCGGAUUGACAGGCUGAAAGCCGACUAAGCUACACUUUCGAGCAAAUUUACAUGUCGAAUCAGAUUUUGUUUUAAGUAGACAAUAAUAUGAGAUCAUAGACAAGUUGAUUUUUAUGAUGUAGAACAAUAUGCCAUCAUCUGUGUCUUAUAACGCAUAUGGAUUGUCCUUGGAUAUGUUCAACAAGGAGAUGGACUCUCUCUCUC
Messenger RNA from Rhododendron vialii, 1548 nucleotides. RefSeq names its product peptidyl-prolyl cis-trans isomerase FKBP42. Gene Ontology annotation, molecular function: peptidyl-prolyl cis-trans isomerase activity; protein binding. The record is from RefSeq and is a predicted model, not a curated record. NCBI's taxonomy places the organism in Eukaryota, Viridiplantae, Streptophyta, Magnoliopsida, Ericales, Ericaceae. The coding region runs from base 275 to 1372 and encodes 365 amino acids. The transcript has 8 exons.